This is a messenger RNA of Uranotaenia lowii, 773 nucleotides long. RefSeq lists its product as uncharacterized. The record is from RefSeq and is a predicted model, not a curated record. The transcript has 2 exons. Bases 348 to 773 code for a protein of 141 amino acids. Lineage: Eukaryota; Metazoa; Arthropoda; Insecta; Diptera; Culicidae.
UAGGUGCCAUACUAAAUCGGCUGAUGAGUAGGCUCACACAAUUACGCAUGAUUUGGUAGCACAAUAAGUUGAUCGACGUAAUCGGGGGGGAUCGGUCAAUUUAGUAGGUUUUCGUAGGACUCUAUUUAGUUGGCAAACUUUAAGCCUAUUUAGUAUGGAAUGGUCAUAACUGAAUUAGUUUUUGACAUGUGUUGUGUGAUGGAGUUCAUCGAAGGGAAAGCUUGGCCCACGAUAGCACGGAAGACUUCGUCAGUGCUCAUCAGCAGUUUGUUCGAGUGGCGAGCGGGUUUCUAUCGGUUCCGUCAUGACGACGUCAACCUGACCAAGUUCCCGGACGUUUGCCGGGCAUGCCUGAAGCCGUAAUCGAAGGUGUUCAUGAUUCCGAUGGAGGCAUCGCUGACGACGCCCUCACCGUAGGCCAGUUUCUGGAUGAGGUGCCGGAGAAAAACAUUCAGCUCUCGAAAUCCGUUUGUACCGGUUGGGUGGAGGAGCUGGAACGGAUUUCUACCUUCAGGUGCGAGCUGCUGCUGUGCUUGGAUGGCAAGAUUCUCCACAGGAUAGGUCGUUUCCCGACCGGCUACUGUAGGAUGCUAGGUUCAAAUAUUCCGGCAUUCUCAUUGCCGAAUGAGCCAGUUUGCAGGUUCGUGCCUCCACCAUCAGGCUACCUGCCAGAAAUUUUCUUCGCCAACCACCUGGGGACAUUUUUACUAAAGAAAAAUAAAAAUACCUCUACUGGACUUGCUCCGAGAUACGAAAAUGAACCAUUUACAUAA